GCCCCUGCCCCGCUCCCAUUGGUCGCUGCUCCCCAGUCGGGGAUUGGCUCCCGUUGCUUGUGUCUGACUUUGUUAAUGGAAAGUGGUGAUGAGAGCGGAGAGCGCUGCGGAGGGAGCUGUGUGCGGGAUCAGCGGGGAUCAGUGGGUACGGCUCCGCGGGACUGGUGGGUACGGCUCCGCGGGACUGGUGGGAAAGGCUCCGCGGGACCGGUGGGGGUCGCACCUGUUGUCACCUCCGGGAGAUCUGUACAAAGUGAUUACAAAGUGAUUGGAGUCCGGGGAUCUACCGAUAUGGAGUACUUACCUCUGCUGCUGUGCCUGGCCGGACUCUUCUGCCCGACACUUUGCGUACCGGAGGAAUGUACUAUUAUGUACCAGAUCGAAGUCAAGCACGAAGAGUGUGUCAACCAUGAGGACUAUUUCAAUGAUACGGCAGUGUGUAAGAGAACGUGGGAUAACAUUACGUGUUGGCCAGCGGCAUCGGUCGGAGAGGUCGUCGUGUUGCAAUGUCCGGGGCUCUUUAGCAUGUUCACUACCAAUGCGGUAAUUGGAAAUGUUUCCAAAAACUGCACCAGUGAAGGAUGGUCAGAAAUCUACCCAGCUUAUGCCGCCGCCUGUGGAUUCUCUACCAAUGACACGCCAAGCGAACAGCAGACUGUCUUCUUCGGAGCGAUUAAGACGGGAUACACGAUUGGACACAGUUUGUCGCUGAUCUCCCUCACCGCGGCCAUGAUCGUCCUCUGUCUCUUCAGGAAGCUGCAUUGUACCAGGAAUUACAUCCACAUGCACCUGUUCAUGUCUUUCAUCAUGAGGGCCAUCGCUGUGUUCAUCAAGGACAUCGUCCUUUUUGAAAGCGGAGAAUCGGAUCACUGCCACGUGGGAUCGGCUGGAUGUAAAGCUGCGAUGGUGUUUUUCCAGUACUGCAUCAUGGCCAACUUCUUCUGGCUUCUGGUUGAAGGCCUUUACCUCCACAAUCUGCUCGUCAUCUCCUUCUUCUCAGAGAGAAAGUAUUUCUGGUGGUACAUACUUAUUGGCUGGGGUGCGCCCUCUGUAUUUAUCACAGCAUGGAGCCUAGCGAGAAUUUACUUUGACAAUGCGGGGUGCUGGGACACAAUCGAGUCCCACCUAUGGUGGAUCAUCAAAACUCCAAUUUUGGUCUCCAUAUUGGUCAAUUUUAUACUUUUCAUCUGUAUCAUCAGGAUUUUGGUCCAGAAGCUGCACUCACCAGAUGUUGGGAGGAACGAAAACAGUCAAUAUACGAGGCUGGCGAAGUCAACUCUUCUACUAAUUCCCCUCUUCGGAGUUCAUUAUAUUAUGUUCGCCUUCUUCCCCGACAACUUUAAAGUGGAAGUCAAACUAGUCUUCGAGCUCAUUCUUGGAUCCUUCCAGGGCUUUGUGGUGGCCGUUCUGUAUUGCUUCCUGAAUGGAGAGGUUCAAGCUGAGUUAAAAAGGAAAUGGAGACGGUGGAAUCUCGAGAGAUUCAUGGGAAAGGACAUGAAGUAUCACCACCCAUCGCAAGGGAGCAACGGGACCAACUUCAGCACCCAAAUCUCCAUGUUGACCAAAUGCAGUCCAAAGACGAGGAGAUGUUCCAGUUUCCAGGCGGAGUUUUCCUUGGUCUGAAGCGUGAAAAGUCAGGAUGGAACUUUUACGUGGGCAAGACAUUGUGCCCAAAAGGCGUCGUCUCCACCACGGAGCCAAGUUGGCGGAUUGGAAAUGUUGAGCGCUCAUUGUUUCGGAAUUGCACUUUAUGGAGUUGAGUCUUAAACCCUUUUGAGUCCCUGGGGCAAAGGGAACUCCCCCCCCCCCCCCCCCCCAAAAUAAUUCAUUAGAAGACUUCAGACUCGUCCUUUAUACUGGAAUGUCUUUUUUUUUUUUGAGCAAGUCUUCGAAAACAAGGAAGCUAUAUAACAAAAAAAACAUAUUUAUUAAAUCUUCAAAAUUGAUUACAGAAUAAGAAAAGACAUUUACAGAAAGAAACGUUGUAUGGGUGUCGCAGAAUGACACAGAAAUGAGCGCCGCGCCGUUCAACAUAAGCUAGGAAGGCAGCGUUUAUUGUCUAUGUACAAACCGCGCUGUUUUUAGUCAUUUCAGAACCAGAUGUGAUGCUGGGGUUUUUCAGGGUGCUUUUUGUGUUAAAAAAAAAAAGAAAA
Rana temporaria (common frog) is the source of this 2153-nucleotide messenger RNA. Its product is annotated as vasoactive intestinal polypeptide receptor-like. The record is from RefSeq and is a predicted model, not a curated record. Gene Ontology annotation, molecular function: peptide hormone binding; vasoactive intestinal polypeptide receptor activity; G protein-coupled peptide receptor activity. Gene Ontology annotation, cellular component: plasma membrane. The transcript has 13 exons. Gene Ontology annotation, biological process: cell surface receptor signaling pathway; adenylate cyclase-modulating G protein-coupled receptor signaling pathway. Lineage: Eukaryota; Metazoa; Chordata; Amphibia; Anura; Ranidae. Bases 76 to 1623 code for a protein of 515 amino acids.